AUUAAUCCAAUUUCAAAUUAGUACAAAACCAUAAUCAUAAUCACGCGUAUAUAUAGCAGUAUCCCCUACCAUUUCUCAAUUGCAAAAUUCGAAUCACAGAGAAAAAGAGAAAGAAAGAGACUUUUGAAGAAUUCAUCAAUGGCAGUCAAACUUUACAUCGUGUACUACUCCAUGUAUGGACAUGUGGAGAAACUAGCAGAAGAGAUAAAGAAAGGAGCUGCUUCUGUGGAAGGUGUUGAGCCCAAACUGUGGCAGGUACCUGAGAUACUGCCAGAGGAUGUGCUUGGUAAGAUGAGUGCACCACCCAAGAGCGAUGUACCAAUCAUCACCCCAAACGAACUCGCUGAGGCUGAUGGGUUUGUGUUUGGCUUCCCAACAAGAUUUGGAAUGAUGGCUGCUCAAUUCAAAGCUUUUCUAGACGCUACUGGUGGUUUAUGGAGAACACAACAGCUCGCAGGCAAGCCUGCCGGACUCUUCUACAGCACCGGUUCUCAAGGUGGAGGCCAAGAAACAACAGCGCUUACUGCUAUUACUCAGCUGGUUCAUCAUGGAAUGAUAUUUGUUCCAAUUGGUUAUACGUUUGGAGCCGGCAUGUUCGAGAUGGAGAAAGUGAAAGGUGGAAGUCCAUAUGGUGCAGGAACAUAUGCCGGCGACGGCUCAAGGCAGCCGAGUGAACUUGAAUUGGAGCAAGCAUUCCAUCAAGGGAAAUACCUUGCCACCAUCACAAAGAAACUCAAGGAAGCUGCAUAAUGUUGAUUUCAUAUAUAGAUAAUAUACUACAUAUUAAACUACAUCAAAAUAUUUGCUUGAAAACCGUUACCUUUUACCAUUUUUUAGACAUGGAAUAUUUUUUUCUUCUCCCAUUUUUCAGAAAGUAUUUGUAUGUGUGUUACAGGAUGUUUCAAUUUGUUGAAUGGUAAAAGUUUGUUUGUCUUGUUUGUUCUUGUUAGGCUGGGAAAAUACUUGCUCCCUUCUUCUGUAUUCCAUCUAUAAAACGUUAAUUUCAAUAUUAAUAAUAAUUGUUUUUA
Molecule: messenger RNA, 1028 nt
Organism: Vicia villosa (hairy vetch)
Lineage: Eukaryota; Viridiplantae; Streptophyta; Magnoliopsida; Fabales; Fabaceae
Product: probable NAD(P)H dehydrogenase (quinone) FQR1-like 1
Exons: 4
Coding region: 139-750 (203 amino acids)
Molecular function (GO): FMN binding; NAD(P)H dehydrogenase (quinone) activity
Source: RefSeq, a predicted model, not a curated record